AUGUCUUCCAAUAAUUUGCUGUUAAACUUUUCUAACAAGAUCGGAAAAUUGCUUGAAGAUCCGGAUUAUGAAUUUAAUACAAUCAUUCGAACUGGAAAUGAUUCGAAUCCAAAAUGUUUUAAAGCACAUUCCUUUAUUUUAAGAGCGAUGUCCCCAUACUUUCGUGCUGCUUUGUCAAGCAAGCAUGUAAUGAAGGAAGGGGAUUGGACUUAUUUGGAGCAACCAAAUUUUUCUCCUUCUGCAUUUGAUGUUAUCUUAAAGUUCAUGUAUACCGGCACUAUAUCUAUGGAAAAAAGAGACAACGCAGAAAUUGCUGACCUUCUGGUAACCGCACAAGAACUAGGGCUCCACGAGUUGGUCGACUUUUUAAAGGACCAUUUGAUUCAAAAUCAGGAAAAGAUAAUACAGAACGAAACAGCAAGCACUAAUUCAGUACCGAGUGUAGAUCACAUGAGCGGUUCCGCUGAGCUGCGCUCUACAAAAAGACGAGGUCGAAUUCGACUCGUUGGAGCUGGGCCUGGUGAUCCGAAUUUAUUGACACGUGCCGCAUUUCAAGCCAUACACGAGGCUGAUAUAAUAUUAUCUGAUAAACUUGUACCCGAGGAAGUACUAAAAUUGAUCCCAUCACAGACUGAAAUAUUAAUAUCGCCGAAGAAGUUUUGUGCAGAUGCUAAUGCGGCUCAGGAAGAACUUAAUCGCUUGGGUCUUAAUGCAUUAAAUCAAGGCAAAAAUGUUGUUAGACUAAAACAGGGUGAUCCAUUUUUAUUUGGCCGUGGUGGUGAAGAAUUUCUUUUUUACCGUUCUCACGGCUAUACGCCACAAGUCAUCCCUGGAAUUUCGUCUUGUAUGUCCGCUCCCUUGUUAGCCAAUAUCCCUGUAACACACAGAGGAGUAGCGUCACAAUUUUUAGUUUGUACAGGAACGGGAAAGCAGAACACCUUACCUGAUAUCCCACCUUAUCAUCCUUCUCGCACAACAGUAUUUCUGAUGGCAUGUCACAGAAUUAAACAAAUAACGCAUGUCUUAAUAAAUGAUGAAAAAUAUCCGCCAGAAUGUCCUUGUGUUGUUAUCGAACGAGCCAGUUGUAAAGAUCAAAAUAUUAUACGAGGAACAGUUGGAACAAUUGCUGAAAUUUUAGAGCAAGUUGGGCAUAAACCGCCAGGGACGCUGGUUGUUGGUUGGUCCUGUUUGACUUUGUUAUGA
This is a messenger RNA of Cetraspora pellucida, 1203 nucleotides long. The record is from the annotation of a GenBank genome assembly. Lineage: Eukaryota; Fungi; Glomeromycota; Glomeromycetes; Diversisporales; Gigasporaceae.